Molecule: messenger RNA, 1268 nt
Organism: Theileria parva strain Muguga
Lineage: Eukaryota; Apicomplexa; Aconoidasida; Piroplasmida; Theileriidae
Gene: YPT31
Exons: 3
Coding region: 616-1254 (212 amino acids)
Cellular component (GO): endosome
Molecular function (GO): GTP binding; GTPase activity
Source: RefSeq, a predicted model, not a curated record
GUUAGAAGAUUUGGUUAGAAAAUUUGGUUAGAAAAUUGUUAGAAAGUGUCGGUAUGGAAUUGUCGGGAUUUGUGAGAUAAAGUUAUAAACUGAUAAUCUUGUAAAUAAAUUUAAAUAAUAAAUUUUGUAAAAUAAUUUAAAUCUUGUGAUAAUUUAAAUCUUGUGAUAAAUUUGAUUUUGUGAUAAAUUUGAUUUUGUGAUAAAUUUGAUUUUGGUUGGGUUUGUGAUUUUAAUUUUUCAGGGCUGUAACGCCGAUUUAGCCGUUUUAACGAUGUUGGACUGGUUGUUUUUGUGUUAAAACAGUGAGAGGCUGUUUGGCAUAAUUUGGAGUUGUAUCUUUUAAUUGAAAUUCAUCAGUCAACUUGACACUGGCCGAAUUUUUCAAACAUUUUCAGAUUCACUUUUUAAUUUUUUAAUAAUUUUUGUAUCAUAAAUUUUCACCAAAUUUGACCAAUAUCAUUUCCACCAUUUUCAAUUUUACCUAAAUUAACCCAUUUUCAACUGUUAAUUCAAUUUUCAACUAUUAAUUCAAUUUUCAACCUUUUAAUUCAAUUUUCAACUGUUUAAUCCAAUUAUCUAUUUUUUAAUUUAAUUUUUCUAAUUUCGGGAAUCGCAAUGGCGUUGGAUCAGAAUUAUGAUUAUUUGUUUAAGAUAGUGUUGAUUGGUGAUUCGAAUGUGGGUAAAUCGAACUUGUUGGACCGUUUUGUCAAGGGUAAUUUUAAGCUUGAUUCCAAGAGUACAAUUGGUGUUGAGUUUGCGACGAAGAAUGUGAACUUGCGUAACGGGAAGGUUGCCAAGGCUCAGAUCUGGGACACUGCAGGCCAGGAACGUUACAGAGCAAUCACCAGCGCGUACUACAGAGGCGCCAGAGGCGCCAUCGUAGUCUACGACAUUGCCUCCAAGCAGUCGUUCUACAACGUGUCCCGAUGGCUAUCGGAGCUGAACGAGUACGGCGACGCUAACAUGAUAAUUGCUCUCGUGGGUAAUAAAAGUGACUUGACACAUUUAAGAGAAGUUACGUACGAGGACGGGGAGCGCUACGCCAAGAGCAAUAACUUGAUUUUUUUCGAGACUUCGUGUCUCAGUAAUGAGAACAUCGACACCACAUUCACUGAGUUACUCAAUUUGAUCUGUGAUAAUCACGAGAAAUUUGGCGAUACCAGCGUCACGGCCAACGGCGCCAACGUCACAAAGUCACUGGUAUCACUCGCAAAACCCAAAAAAAUGAAAAAGAAAAUGGCCAAAUGCUGCUAAUCUUUUACAGUCCA